AGCCUUCCAUGUACCUUUGUAUCCUUAACUUCCUGGAUUGGAGUCUUGAAAAAUGGAAAUGGACUGCCUUGAAGUCGAUCCCGAUUUAUGGCGACCCUAUGAAUAGGGUUUUCAUGUUUGACAAGCUACAGUAUGUUCUAAGUGGACUAGACCUGACAUGAGAACACAACAGGAUAAAAAAUAGUCUAUACAACUGAGUUUUGAAAAGUCCUUUUGCGGACUUCCCAGGAGGAUCGUUCCGCCUGUGCUGCCUCUGGGACGAACUCCCGUCUCAGAGGAAGCUUUUUCAGUUUUAAUUCCAGUCAGAAGUUUUUUUUACUGGAAAAAAUUUUCUCCCAGGCAAGGGAGAAACGCAGAGAUUAUCCACAGAAAGCUUCGUUUUGUUUGUUGGACUGGAAUUCAUUGGGAUCGCCGAUGAAGGAAGGCAGCCAGCAGCGUUGGACGGAGCCAGGGAUUACAAACAAGCUCUAACUGAUUAAGCGAGACUUUUUUUUUCUUCAAAGAAAAACGGAAAUAAACAGGCAAGCAUCCUCCUGUCUAUUCUUAUCAUUUUGUUAUCGUUACAGCAAAAGAGAUUUGUUUAAGAAUUAGCAACAAAGAAACCCUGGGUGAGUUAUAACUUUCUCAUUUAUACACGGAAUUAAGGAGGAAGAAAAUCGAAAUAGCCUAUCUUUGUUUUUAUUGCAAAAAGCUGACAUGGAAUUGAGCAUUAUAAAGAUAUAAACGGAUGAGAGGUAUCUAAUUUGAAGAGAAAAAUUUGAUUUAUAUGACAUUUGAUAUUAUAUGUCUGGGACUAUUUUUUCUGGUCUACUUUUUGUUUUUUGACGAAUCUGCUUAUUCUUUAUGCCACUAAUUAUUUGGACGCUGUGAACCAAAUUUGUUUUGCACUUUUGGACACAUAAGAGAUAAGGCCGUUCGUGCUGUCUAGAGGGUGAUGUCAUCAGGCUCGGAAGAUUAACCCAUUUGUGACUGGAAUAAGAAAUAAACUGUUCUUUGCUUGAGAAUAGUGACUAUAUUGGAAAUUGAAGGGGUUUUGUUCUUUUGGUUUUAAGAAUGACAAUCAAGAAGGUGGCUGAGACCCUGAAAGUACAGGAAGGGGUUCUCUCUCUAAAUAUGUUUCAGAAAAUAAUGAAUGAGAUUAAGCUAACGAAACAAGAGCUGGGACAGAACAGACAAGAGAUGAAAAUUGAAUUUGGCAAAAUGAGACAGGAGCUGAAAGAAAUUCAGGAUUCUAUGAGAAAGGAGGUAGAUGAGACCAGAGAUAUAAUUGGACAAGAAAAAGAAGAUGAAAGAAAAAUCAAAGGGAAGGUUCAAGCCCUGGAGAUUGGAAUAGAUUUAUCAAAUAUGGACCUGGAAAAAGAUUUGGAUUUUAUGGCUGUGAUGGAUCCUAAAGACAAAUAUUACUGUUUGGAAUUUAGUGCUGUCCCUGAAGGCAUUGGUGAAGAGAUUAGAGAUAAAGAUAUCAACGGCUCAAAAAAAUUUCUGGAUUGGAAGGAUUUGAUGGAACUUGAAAUAGAGAAAGUUUACAGAAUUAAUUCCAGAUAUGUGACAAUGGAAAAACUCUCAAGAGAUGUGCUAAAACUCUCAAGAGAUGUGCUAGUGCAUUCUGUAAAAAAGAGGAACAGAGAUACAACUUUACAACAACAUUUCAGUAAUACAUUCAGAAUUGAUGGCAAGGAAAUAUUUGUGAUUAAGGAAAUUCCUAUCAGACUCUUAUUAUAUGACUAUGACAGCAAGAUCAUUGGGUGUGUAAAGAUGGAAGAUGGAAGAUGGAAUCAACACUGAUAAUGGGAGAAUGGGAGAAGAGCUAUUGAAAUUACUGGACUUAGUAGACUUGAAGAGAUGGAUCAAUAGACAUGUCUAUUUGGAGAAAAAUUGAUGGAUAUAUAUCUCAAGGAUUGGAAACUUCUCUUUGACUUUUUGUGGAAAUAAUAAAAUGAUAUGAUGUUAAUGAGAUUUGAUACUAAUUAAGAUAACCACUGGAGGAAGGUGAU
Messenger RNA from Rhineura floridana, 1994 nucleotides. RefSeq lists its product as uncharacterized. The transcript is spliced from 2 exons. Bases 1054 to 1785 code for a protein of 243 amino acids. The record is from RefSeq and is a predicted model, not a curated record. Lineage: Eukaryota; Metazoa; Chordata; Lepidosauria; Squamata; Rhineuridae.